GGUCGAUUCCGAACAGCUCUCGUUCAACGGCGUGGGCGAAGAAGUUUCGAGGACGGGUUAAACCAUCAAGCAUGAUGCUUAUCGCCGUGUUGCUCUCGGUAGCUUCGUUGUGCGUAGCACAAUCACCUCGCAACACAUGCGACGAUCCAAACUUCCACAGCUUGGAGACCGACGAAUCUAAACGGCUUGCUUGUGGUCCAGCAUUCGAAAACAGGUGCUUCUGCCACAUGACAUGCUACGAGGGUCGGAAUCAGCACAUCGUUAACUGCACCGACGCCGGUUUCAAAAAUACUGACCCCCUGGAACAUCUGCCAAACAAUACCAAAGUGUUAAUAUUUACUGGAAACGAUUUGGGCGAGCUACCUUGGAACGUUUUUGGUACCUUGGACGCUUUACCCGAGCUUCGAGUAAUCGACAUGUCACGUAAUAAGAUCAGGGAAAUUCCGGGCAAGACUUAUCACCACGUUAAGCAUGUGGAGCAGCUUUUUUUGGACCACAACGAGCUCUCUUUAGACGAUGGGAAAAAUCAUCCGCGGGUAUUCUCGAACUUUGUAUCACUCCUAGAGCUGCACCUGACUGAUGCUUUUGAAGACGGUGCUCCAGUACAAUUGGCGAAAACUCUUCAUGAAAUAUUCGUCAACAGUAAUUUGACGCUGCUGAUGAAGCUACAUCUCGAGCAGAACGAAAUAUCCGUUUUCCACGACCCCAACGUCUUCUGCGACCUGCCAAGCCUGAUGCACCUUUACUUAAGUAGCAACUCUUUAAGCACCCUUCAUUUCAAUCUCACCUGCUUGCCAAAAUUGCAAUUCCUUGACCUGGAAAAGAACAACUUCACCCACGUUCUCGAAAGAGAUCUUCACACCCUGGACCACUUGGCAAAAGAGAAACGGUCAAUGACCGUUGAUUUCAGUACAAACCCAUUCGAAUGUGGCUGCAAGCUGAAUCCGUUUGUUCGAUGGAUGAACAAGACUAAAGUAAUCGUUCGAAACAAGAAUUACCUUCGGUGUAAUAAAAGUUCAAGUCUCCAGAAGUUUUACGAAGAGAAGCACUGCUAUUCAAAUCUUGGAGCUUCAGGAUAUCGGGGAAGUACCGUCGCAUUGUGGCUCCUCUCCGUGCUUCUCGUCGGAUUGAUUCUGGCUUUAAUUUAUGUGCAGAGGGUAGAGCUGAGGAAAAAACUUGAGCCGGUAAUAGACUCCGUUAGUAAACGAGUCCGGUACACAUCGAUAGCUACCGGUGAAACGCGCGAAAUGGGCGUCUGAACUGAAAUAAUAACGAGAAAAGAAGAAUUGGAGGGCGCAAAAAUCAUCGGUUAUAAUAAUUAUAAUACGCCAUUUGUGUGCCGCCAUCCUUGGCCGCUGUAACUGAGAACAAUUGCGUUCAACGGUCAUCUUCAUCGUGCAUCUGAGAGAAAUUGAUCUGCAGAUACGAUUCUACACGACAUCGAUUACCGUACAAGGGCAGUGCGAUUAUCAAAAACAAAUUUUAAAAUUUGAUUGAGUAAUACUGUGCAAAAAAGAAAAAUUCCUAAUAACUUUCAUCUUCUUCUCUUUCUGAGUUCACCAGUUGUCUGAUCAACAGUUAAAAAAAUUGCUCUUGCCUGUAAAUAAUACACGUAAGAAAAGAUGACUGAAAACGUAUUAGGCAUACAUUUAUACUGGCAAUCGAUUUGUUUCUGAUCAAUGUCUGUUUAAGAAUUCCAACAUAGUGAUUUGCUUUAAAAAGUUAUUGUGUCAACUUUUCUCGCAGAUUUUUCGGAAGUAGUCACUGCCUGGUAUAAUUACGAGUUUUUGUUCUAGUCGGCAGUAGGUAUGGAUUAAGAAGAGAAUUAUGAAAUGAUAGUUUUAAGACACGUUGGUGAUAAUUUUAAGAAAUGAGUAGACAAUAACAAUGAUCAGGACGUUAUAUAAAAUUGGCAGCCACAAAACAGGGGCAUAGGUAUGCAAUUCAUGUCACCGUACUUCGCGUUUCAACUUACAAGUCACGGAAUAUUUUAUUUAUAUUUUUGCUAUGAUUUUAUACAAAUAUUAUUCAUUGAACGAAAGUGUUCAGAAAGAUAUUCAUCUUAUAUACCGAUAUAUAUUUAAUAUGUGGAUGUUUAUAAAAUACAUUUUAUUGUAGAUCAAUAAUGUUAUGAAAAAUAAGUAUAUACUUAAAAAACGUAAUAAUUAAAGUAUAGUCUCAAUGUUAAUUAACUUUCUACAGUGAUAUCAUACUCUUCUUGAUCUAGAUAUUUCACACAUUUUCUCCAGCUCAUCUCCAUUACCCAUUUUUUAUAUAUUUCUUCUCAUCCCCUUCUACUUCUGUGAAAAUCGCAUAGUCUCUACACUAAGUUUUUCUUUUCUGAUUUUUUACCCUCUUGAAAAUGCGUACAACGAUCUUAUU
Molecule: messenger RNA, 2382 nt
Organism: Neodiprion fabricii
Lineage: Eukaryota; Metazoa; Arthropoda; Insecta; Hymenoptera; Diprionidae
Product: phospholipase A2 inhibitor
Exons: 6
Coding region: 72-1259 (395 amino acids)
Cellular component (GO): membrane
Molecular function (GO): protein binding
Source: RefSeq, a predicted model, not a curated record